CUGGACAGGAUCUGACUCUGAUUUCGCUCCCUGUCUUUCACAUCAGUGGUCAGACAGGAUGAAUGAAUGAAGGGCAUGCGGUUUUGAAUGAGUAGGGCAUCCUCAGCAAAAGGAGGAGGAAUAAGAGAAUUAGAAGAGGCUGAGUAAAGAAGAGGACGAUGAGGACCUCUCUAGUCCUGAUCAUCCAGCUGAUGCGCUGCUGCGAGGCUCUGCGCUUCGUGUGUCCGGAGAUCUGCCGCUGCUCCAUGAAGACCAUCAGCUGCACCAGAGUGACCGAGGCGAGAGCAGCCAGACAGCACAGACUUGUUCUGAACUACAUCCACCUGAAGAGUAUUCUUAGUCUCAGCUUUGACGGACUGAGAGGUGUGAAGCGAAUAGAAAUUGCUCAGAGCGUCACUCUCGAGAACAUUGAGACUCAGGCCUUCAACAGCCUCCUCAACCUCUCAGAGAUAUCUAUCCAGAACACGCGGAGCCUGGUUCACAUCGGCCAGCGGGCCUUCAGUAACCUUCCCAAGCUGAGAUAUCUGAGCAUCUCCAACACUGGGAUUGCUGCAUUUCCUGACCUGACGUCCAUCUCAUCUCUCGAAGCUUCGUUCAUGCUUGAUAUCUGUGACAACCUCCACUUGCGCUCAGUCCCACCGAAUGCCUUCAGUGGAAUGACAAGUGAAGACACCACAAUGAACCUUUAUAACAACGGCUUCAGAGAAAUACAAAGCCAUGCCUUCAACGGGACAAAAUUAGACAUACUAAUAUUGAAGAACAACCGAAACCUACAAAUAAUCCACAGAGACGCCUUUAGAGGAGCUGCUGGCCCUACUGUACUAGACGUGUCCUCCACAGCUCUGGAGACGUUGCCAUCUGUUGGAAUGCAGUCGGUUCAGAAGCUGGUGGCUCACUCUGCAUUCUCGCUGAAGAGGCUGCCUCCCCUGAAGAUUCUGGAGAACCUGAGAGAAGCUCAGCUCACCUACCCCAGCCACUGCUGCGCUCUGCUCAGCUGGGAUGCAGACAGAGAAGCUCCAUCUUCAGUACUGAGAAACGGAUCUUCAUUUUGUGAAGAGCAGAGUCUGUCAACUAUAAGCGCAGGUAAUUCCAUAAUGGUGGAAGAUCCCUUUUCCUCCGACACGUCAGGACGUUUCGGCUCUGUAGACUUUGAGUAUCCAGAACUGGGCUCCUGCCAGAUGAAACCAGUCCUUCACUGCAGCCCAGAGGCUGAUGCCUUCAACCCCUGUGAGGACAUUGCUGGGUUUGGGUUCCUGCGUGUGGCUAUCUGGUUCAUCAACAUCCUGGCUAUUGCCGGCAACCUGACAGUCCUUCUUGUGUUCUUCGCUGGCCGCUGCAAGCUGACCGUCCCUCGCUUCCUCAUGUGCCACCUGGCUUUCGCUGACUUCUGCAUCGGUGUGUACCUCCUCAUGAUCGCCACUGUGGACUUGCGGACACGUGGCCAUUACAGCCAGCAUGCUAUAGAGUGGCAGACUGGAGCGGGCUGUGCCGUCGCCGGCUUCCUGUCUGUCUUUGGUGGUGAACUGUCUGUCUACACGCUAUCUACUAUCACUGUGGAACGCUGGCACACAAUCACCCACGCUCUCCGGCUGGAGCGUCGGCUUGUCCUACCCCAAGCUGCUGCCAUUAUGACUGCAGGUUGGCUGCUGUGUCUGGCCAUGGCCGUGCUCCCCCUAGUGGGUGUCAGCAGCUACAGCAAGGUCAGUAUGUGUCUGCCCAUGGACAUCGAGACCCCUGUGGCCCAGGCCUACGUCAUCCUGUUGUUGCUCUUCAAUGUGGGGGCCUUCCUGGUGAUAUGUGGGUGCUAUGUGAGGAUCUACACUGCCGUACGCCGCCCCAAGGUGCCUGGGCGGGCUGCUGACGCCAAGAUCGCCAAGCGCAUGGCCGUGCUCAUCUUCACCGACUUCCUCUGCAUGGCGCCCAUCUCCUUCUUCGCCAUUUCCGCCGCCUUCAAAGUGCCCCUCAUCACCGUCACCAACUCCAAGAUCCUCCUGGUGCUCUUCUAUCCCAUUAACUCCUGUGCCAACCCUUUCCUCUAUGCCAUCUUCACCAAGGCCUUUAGGAAUGACGCCUGCUUGAUGCUGAGCUCCAUGGGCUGCUGCGAGACCAAAGCCAACAUGUAUCGUGUUAAGAUGGCGUACUAUUCGGAGAACGCCGGGAAAAGCAAGAGCAGUUCAGGCAGCAAGGAUCCACGCUAGGUCCUCCUGUCCUCACAUGAAACCAGAGGGCAGCUGAAGAGAAUGUCUCACAUUUCUUCGCCAGACUCCUCUCAUCUGUUUACAUCUCUGUGUGGUGCAUUAUGUUUGCCCUUCUGCAUUUUUUUGGUUUGAUGAGGCAGGUGAGCAUGAGACGGCUUUCAGAGGAUCUAUUUUCUCGCAGACAAUGGGACGUUUUCUCAAGCAGGACACAGAGUCUCUGUGUCCUUAUCCCAGGACACAGAGACUCUCGAUUCUGAGCUUAUUCAUGUCCAGAGAGGAGCAGAGACUUUGGCAGUCAAGGUCGAGUCUAUUGUUAUUGGUUAUAAAAGAAGAAAUGGAUUUGUGCAUCAUAGAUCAUGGUUCUUUCCUCAGUCUUUCCUACUUUUUACGUUCCUAUUUUUCUUUACAACAAAUAAUGGGAAUGUCAUGAGUUCAUCUUCUUUUUGUGACAUCAAGGGUACUCUAAGAACAUCCUGCACAGAUACUUACUCCAUAUCCCCUGCGGGCGGACUGUACUAAACAAAUUCAUAUUAAAUUAAAAGGGGUAUGUUGGGUUCAAUUGACACUUUACCUUGGGUUGAGGCAACCAAAUAAACUUGGUUUGUGAAUCUCAAAUAUGUUUGAAGUCUUAACAAUACAGUAUUAUAGAUAUAUUAUGUGAUAAAACAUAGCAACAUUAAUUGAAAGGGGUUGGAAAGGCGGGGAUGACAGUUUUUCCCUCAUUUCCUCCUAAAAGCCCUGAUUUAAAGGACAAUUCCACCAAUUUUUCAAAAAUAUCCACAUUAUUCAGUGGUUGAGAUGUAAUCAGAAUUAUUCAGAGUAAUUUGAUCUUUAAUGGUUCAGAUGUCUUU
Messenger RNA from Pygocentrus nattereri (red-bellied piranha), 3049 nucleotides. RefSeq names its product luteinizing hormone/choriogonadotropin receptor (gene lhcgr). The coding region runs from base 159 to 2198 and encodes 679 amino acids. The record is from RefSeq and is a predicted model, not a curated record. Gene Ontology annotation, biological process: ovarian follicle development; ovulation cycle process; luteinizing hormone signaling pathway. Gene Ontology annotation, molecular function: protein binding; luteinizing hormone receptor activity. Lineage: Eukaryota; Metazoa; Chordata; Actinopteri; Characiformes; Serrasalmidae. Gene Ontology annotation, cellular component: membrane. The transcript has 11 exons.